UGGCUGAGCAAUCUUUUGAGGCGCUGAGGUGGAGCGAAGGAGCCGCUCAGGCCUUGCGCCUCCUCUCCGCAUCGGACCUCGCACAGCUCAUCACCCAGCCUCUCUCUGCACGCGGCUUCUUUCCUCACCUCAUCUCGUGUUCACACACCACUCGCGCUCUCCGCUCCUGUAUCGAUGGCGAGCUCAUCAACGGCGCACGGCAGCGCCUCCACCGCGCACAUCUCCUCCACCGCCGCCGCCGCCGCUGCCGGCAGCACGACGAUGGCCACGACGCACUCGGCACUGCCGCCCGCCGUGCCGCAGCCGGAACGCAGGCGGGAACAGAGGGCAAGGCCGCACGGAUGGGUCCACUUUGCUGCAGGAGGAGUGGCGGGCAUGUGCGGCGCCAUCGUCACGUCGCCACUAGACGUCGUCAAGACCCGUCUCCAAUCGGACCUGUUCCGGCCCGUCACCUCUCCUCGCUCCACCGCAGCAGCCGCCUCGGCAGCUCGGAGUAGCGGCGCCUUCUCCCAGACACGGCGUCUCGCGUAUCACUUUGUCGAGACGGCACAGCUGCUGCGCACCAUCGCUACCCGCGAGGGUCCACGGGCGCUCUUCCGAGGCCUAGGCCCGACGCUGCUCGGCGCUGUGCCGGCGCGCUCCAUCAACUUUUAUACGUACGGCAACGGCAAGGUGUUCCUUGCUGAGCACCUGAAUGGCGGGAAAGAGUCGCCGGCGGUACAUCUGGGCGCGGCAGCACUGGCGGGCAUCGUCACUGCGACGGCGACCAAUCCGAUCUGGGUCGUCAAGACGCGCCUGCAGCUCGAGGCAUCGGCCGCUGAGCGUUCGCUCGAGACUGCGCGCAACGCUGCUGUGGGGCGGCAUGCCUCCUCAUCAGGCGCAGCUCCCGCCGCCUCUCGCUCUCUCAGCACCUCUGCGCUAGCCGCGACCUCAGCCAUGCGUGGCGCCUCGCUGCAAAAGUCCUUCUUUGCCGGCUCGAACCCGUCCGUGCCGCGCUCGUCCAGCACGCAGAUGGUGCUGCACAUCGUGCGCUCCGAGGGCAUCCCCGGCCUGUACCGCGGCAUGAGUGCCUCGUAUCUCGGCGUCGUGGAGGGCACCAUCCAGUGGGUGCUGUACGAGAAGCUCAAGCGCUGGGAGAGCAAGAGUGAGGGCGAGGAGAAGCGGCAGGGCUUGCGCACUACGAUCGGAGCAGCGGGCACGGCGAAGCUCAUCGCCAGUCUCAUUACGUAUCCCCACGAGGUGCUGCGCACACGCAUGCGGCAGCAGCCCUCGCCGGGCGAGGUGGCAAAGUACACGAGUCUGCGCAAGACGAUCGUCUGCGUCUGGCGCGACGAGGGUGCCGCGGCGCUCUACGGCGGCCUCAGCGCGCAUCUGCUGCGCGUCGUGCCGAACGCUGCCAUCAUGUUCUCCGUGUACGAGCUGGCGCUGUGGCUCGCUGCGCCGCCGCCGUCGUAGCCCCCGUGCCGCACCGCUACACCCUUCC
Messenger RNA from Tilletiopsis washingtonensis, 1483 nucleotides. Its product is annotated as mitochondrial carrier. NCBI's taxonomy places the organism in Eukaryota, Fungi, Basidiomycota, Exobasidiomycetes, Entylomatales. Gene Ontology annotation, biological process: pyrimidine nucleotide import into mitochondrion. The transcript has 4 exons. The record is from RefSeq and is a predicted model, not a curated record. Gene Ontology annotation, molecular function: pyrimidine nucleotide transmembrane transporter activity. Bases 175 to 1455 code for a protein of 426 amino acids. Gene Ontology annotation, cellular component: mitochondrion.